CAGCGACUCUGAGCUCCGUCACAACCAUGGCUUUCUGCAAACUGCUGUCUGUGCUGGUUCUGAUCUACAACACUGAGGUAUCAGUCUCCAUCAUCGGGGGGACAGAUGCUCCUCCAGGCAGGUGGCCGUGGAUGGUCCACGUCCGCAUGACAACAUUUGACGGCAGAUCCAAGUGGCGUUGUGGCGGCACGCUCCUCAGCAGUCAGUGGGUGCUGUCUGCUGCACACUGCUUGGAUGGACUACAAAAGCCUGCUUUUCAUCGUUCAAUGGUCUGGAUUGGCACACACAAGCUGCAAAAGCUAUCUGGUCGUUACAUGGGUAUAGAUACUGUCAUCCUCCACCCUCACUUCUAUUCCCUGACCAAUGGCUUUGCCAACGACAUCGCCUUGAUCAAGCUGAAGAAGAAGGUGGUAUUCUCACAGAAUGUUACCCUGGUACAGCUGGCCAGCGCCAAUGACGUCUUUGGUCCAUCGUCUGACUGUUGGAUCAUCGGCUGGGGGCAGAUUGGAAAUGGUGUUCCCUUACCGGAUCCAGAAACCCUUCAGCAGCUAAAAAUUCCCCUCAUGACUCAAUCGAGCUGCGAGGUGGAUCGUUUUCAGACGCUUUCUUGGGUGGUGAUCGCAGGCGACGAGGCUGGAGGGAAGGAUUCCUGUGAAGGGGACUGUGGCGGCCCAUUGAUGUGUCGUACAGCCCGGGGCUUCGUACAGGUGGGGAUCAGAAGUUAUGGGAGUGGAGGCGGCUGUGGUCUCCCAGACAGCCCCAGUGUCUACACUCGGGUGUCCAAGCAUCUGCGCUUCAUCAACGACUACAUUCAUCAGGGCUAAUCGCGGGUCCUGUUGAUAGUCAGCUCUGUUUUGUAAUCAAUUAACUUGUCUGCAUUUACGCUUUAAAGCAUCUUUACUAGUGUUUUUGUUUGGAAAAUUUCUGUUCACAUGCUUCUAGUACACUGAAAAAAAAUCCUUUGCAUCCGGUAACACGAGCACACACACACACACCCCAAACAACACCUUUGUCCAGAUGUGACAAGCAUCUAUUCCCAUUUACUUUAAAAUAAAAUUAAUGUACUUAAAAUGUUUUUUUUAUUGAAGUUUGCAACAGCCCAGAUUAACUGCACCUUUACUCACAAAAGCAAAAUGUGACUUACAGAUUGAUCCAUCAGUAUUAGUCGGUAUUAUGCAUUAA
Molecule: messenger RNA, 1182 nt
Organism: Acanthochromis polyacanthus (spiny chromis)
Lineage: Eukaryota; Metazoa; Chordata; Actinopteri; Pomacentridae
Product: tryptase-2-like
Exons: 5
Coding region: 27-824 (265 amino acids)
Biological process (GO): proteolysis
Molecular function (GO): serine-type endopeptidase activity
Source: RefSeq, a predicted model, not a curated record